GUUGUUAUUCUCUUUGAUUUGUUUUGAUAGCAUAUAAAGAAAUAUGUCGUGCGUUGAUGAUGCGCCACUGCCAAGUAGCGAUGAUGAGUCGGAGCAAGUUUUGGAAGAUAGUGACACUUGCACUCCUUUCGAAUUGGAGCAGCAUUUUCUUCACAAAUAUAGACUUUUUGACGAAACUGCCCUAUCAUUGAAGAAGGAAUAUAUUCUUAGCUUGGAAAAGGACGAUUCCCUUUCACGCCUGGCUGCUGGUUUAACGGACACCUCAGUACAUAUUUUUGACAUCAGUUCCGAACGAGGACUACAACAAUUGGAACAAAUUUCUCCAUUCCAAGUUGCACCGCAAAAAGACAAUCAAAUUUGUGGUCUUCGAUAUAUGGAUGAAACGCCUAAUACAUUGCUAAUUGGCACCAAAGAUGGUUUGGUACGUUUAUUUGAUCUUCGCACCCAAAAAGAACAAGCACGCUUUGAGCGUGACACAGGGAAGGGCGAACAAGCGCCAAAAUUUAUAUCAUCAUUUGACCGCAACUGCAAUAGCCGUUUGCUGUGCACAGGCACCGAGGAGGUUUGUAGCAAUGUCUAUUUGGUGUUUUACGAUUUACGUGAACGUAGGCAUAUGGGUGAUUAUUUCGAUUGUCACCAAGGUGAUGUGACGUCACUACGAUUUCAUCCACAAAACCCAGACACCUUGGCUUCAGCUUCAACAGAUGGUUUGAUCAAUACCUUCGAUUUAAAGGAAGCAAAUGAGGAUGAUGCCUUGCAAAUAACGAUUAAUACCGAAAGUAGUGUACAUAAAAUUAACUGGCACAGAAAUGUUUAUGAUAAGGAUAUCCUCUCCUGCAUAACACAUACCAAUGACUUUAAAAUUUACGAAUCGGAGGAGGGAGAUUCUAUAGACGAGUUUGAUCGAGAUAAAAUAACAGAAGCCAUAAAAAGGACCACAGAGGCCAACUGUAAUUUGAUUGAUGCCCAUAGUCUAUCGGAUGGCAAUUUAUUUCUUUUAACUGGUUCAAAUCUGAAUAAGGGGGAAAUAAUGCGUUCCGUUAAGUAUGAAAGCAAAAAACUUUUACCAUACGCGAACUUUGAUGGCAAUAAGCAGAUUGUACGUGAAAGUGUUUUCGAUAGUAAAUCGAAUGUAUUACUUACUGCGGGAGAAGGAAGUAUUGUUACUUUAUGGACAGCCCAGGAUAAUGUUUUGAGCACGAGUUCUGGAGCUAACAAAUUAAAAGCGAAAAAAUCGAAAUCACAUAAAGCAAAUCCGUAUUAAAAAAGGGCUUAUUAUUUACGUUAAUAAGCCCGUUGGAGCUAAUAACCAGGAAAUUUUCAUUGGAAAGUAAAGAUGGUUUAUAGGUUCUGGCCAAAAGAAAUUUUUAGUUUUCAGAUAAUCAGGACACAGGCAUGGAUGCGUUGUGGUUUUUAAUCUAAUGAUUAAAUAGUUUUAAAUGGCCGACUGGUAACAGCCAAACAAAAGAGACUAUGAUUUUUAUUGUAGAAUAAAACAUUU
Messenger RNA from Stomoxys calcitrans (stable fly), 1501 nucleotides. RefSeq names its product WD repeat-containing protein 89. Gene Ontology annotation, molecular function: protein binding. The transcript is spliced from 5 exons. NCBI's taxonomy places the organism in Eukaryota, Metazoa, Arthropoda, Insecta, Diptera, Muscidae. The coding region runs from base 44 to 1264 and encodes 406 amino acids. The record is from RefSeq and is a predicted model, not a curated record.